AUGAUCUACAGCGACAAAGUAGACGACGACAGACAACAAACCUAUGAAAACCGCAUCAUUUAUUCCCUGCCAUGCAGGCUGGCGCUUUGGAACGAAGACUUGGCGCUCCAAGAGGACAAGAACACCAUCACAGCCUACAAGCGGGACCAUUGCCAGAUGUUGAUCCAGAAAACGAAGAAAAUGAUGCGCAACAUCCUCAAGCCCACAUCGCUGGCCAUUGAAACCGCCUUUAUGAUCUACGGGCAGAACUACCAGAUAAAAACGGCUGAUUUGGGCAAAGAUUUGAAAUUCACUGACUCGUCCAAAGGGUUGUUUCUAUCGGGGUUGAUUACCGAAAAGGAAAUCGACACCUGCCAGCACUUCAAGCACGGAUGCAUGCUGACCGCCAGUCCGUUAAAAGGGGCGUUCAUUAGAAACACUUUUACCAUUGUUGGAUGCAGUGGGAGCAAGGAAGGUGAACAUGUGGUUUAUGGUGAGGACAUAAUGAUUCAAAUUUCGGAAAGCGCCGGGCCUCCACUGUAUGUCCAAUGCGAAAACUUGACCAUGGACACUUUUGGGAACCAUCUAGCUUUGCGGUUGUCCCGACUUCCGGACUUCUACUGCAGAUUCAAGGUGUUACAUUGGGAUCCUCAUUUACGGGUGGAAACCACUGGAACUUCCUUCACACCAGAUGUCCGAGUUAUCAUCCAGCAUACAGCGUCCGGUCAAAAUCUGGCUGUGGAAACAUUGGCUUGGAUACCGACGUUUUUGGGGCCCGAAUGCAAUGUGAGCUGCCACACCUAUCGCGAUAACCACAAAAUGGAAACCGCUGAGAACUUCUGGAUUUUUGUGGGCGAGCCCAAAGUUCAGACCAAUUUGUUCGUGCGAGCUGCUAAAGGAGAAAAUAUUCCCAGCGACAUAUUUGACUAA
Molecule: messenger RNA, 909 nt
Organism: Dendroctonus ponderosae (mountain pine beetle)
Lineage: Eukaryota; Metazoa; Arthropoda; Insecta; Coleoptera; Curculionidae
Product: cilia- and flagella-associated protein 161
Exons: 1
Coding region: 1-909 (302 amino acids)
Biological process (GO): cilium assembly
Cellular component (GO): motile cilium
Source: RefSeq, a predicted model, not a curated record